CUUAAGCAAAAAAAUAUUUGCACACUGCAUUUUACUGAUAUGUGAGGUAAAAUGCAGAGUGCAUACAAAACAGAGCCCUCUAGAGGGAGCUGUAAAUCACUGGCAUGUGUAUUCAGCAUGAAAAAAAAUAGAAGGAAAUCAAUUCAGACCGCCCAACACAAGAUAUAUUCUCUGCUGUUCACACACACACACAUACACACAGAGUCACACACACUCACACACGCAGGACAGCAUUCAGCGGGCAGCAGCGUCCCGCCUCCUCCAGCACACACUCUACUACAGGGAGGCAAGAUGAAGGCAGGAAGCACAAUAAAAAGAAACUGAAUGACAGACAAAUAUAAACAUUCCUGUUGUUUGCCCAUUGCAAGCUAUGACUGAUACUACCCAGAGAUUAUUGCUGCCUGUGUUGGAUUAGUUGAGGGGGAUUUUAUGUCGUUGCCCUGGCUGAGAAGCAUAUGUGUGGUGUAUGCUAGAGACUGAAUUAAUGGGAGUGCAUACAUUGCUGCAAGAGCUUGGAUUAGAGGAGAAAAAUUACAUUUGGGGCUUUUCUGCGGCUCCAGGGUUGCCUGGGUGGCCUGUGAAGCAUUUGCAUUGCAGGGAUGCUUAUGUGACAUUCGGGCACGUUCACUGAUGCAUUCAGUUGUCCCUGAGGAUUUAAGUCGAUAUAGCCUCAGGAUUUCUGGAAGUUAUUUCAUGGAUUCAAAUGAACAGGGAAGUCCAACACCAGAACCUUAUUUGGGGAAGCGACGUGAAGAAGGGAAUGUCCCUUAAAAACUGACGAUGAAAACAGCUUCAGGGGGGAAAUUACAGUAAAUGUACAGAACUCCACUGGAAGGAAGAGGAGGGGGAUACAGAUACUGAAGAAUGAAAGAACAUCAGAAGGACCAAACACUCACAACUAAAGUGUAAGGGUUGCAGUCAUUUGUUUUGAGAUCUGGGAGGGGUUAGUUCUUUCUAUAAAAAUUUUGUAUUAAGAUUUUAUUUUUUUACCACUGAAUUCAAACCAGCCAUUCUUUGAAACUAUGGCUCAUCCUAGGAGAGAAGGGUACGAUCAUCGUGACAUAGUGGUAAAAUACAUUCAUUAUAAGCUGUCACAGAGGGGCUAUGAAUGGGAAGAAGGGAGACAAAUUUCUUCUGCGUUGUCACAUUCGUCUGCUGCUAAUAAUAAUCUAACUAAUGAUGCAGAGGUUUUUUCCAUACCUGGUGGUCAAACUGGACAACCUCUUGCUUUAGAUGUGCCUGCUGCUUCCUCUUCAAAUAACGAAUCUCCAAGUAAUGCUCCAGUUCCUCUUGUAGAAAGUGCACCUGCUGCUCCCAGAAGCUCUGCCUCUGCUGCUGUUUCCCCAGUCCCUUUACCCCAGGCAGAUUUGGAUGUUGCCCAGAGAGAACGGAAUGUUGACCAAGAUGAGGAGGGUCAACCACCAGAUGAUGAUGAUAAUGGUCAAGAUGCCCCUUUACAACCUGUACCUCCUGCAUUAUUUCAGACACUGAGCCGUGCAGGAGAUGAAUUUUCCAAUAUGUACCAACAAGACUUCAGACAUAUUUCAGGGCUCCUCCAUUUAACUCCAUCCACAGUUCGUCUUCGUUUUGCUGCAGUGGUGGAGGAGCUUUUUCAUGAUGGAGUAAACUGGGGUCGAAUUGUAGCUUUCUUUGAAUUUGGAGGAGUAAUGUGUGUGGAGAGUGUGAACCGAGAGAUGUCUCCUUUGGUGGACUCCAUUGCAGGAUGGAUGACUGAGUACCUUAAUAGACAUCUGCAAAACUGGAUCCAAGAACAGGGAGGAUGGGAGGCUUUUGUCGAGCUCUAUGGUAGCAGUGUCCAGCCACCAUUUGACCCCACGUGGUUCUCCAUCAAGACCAUCCUAAGUAUUGCCGUCGUUGGAGCAUGCAUCACUUUAGGAGCCUAUUUGGGACACAAGUGAUUCUUUUUGUGUUAUAUGACAUAGUCACUCAAUUAAAACAUAAAAGGACAGCGUGGUGUGUAUGACCAAUGGACCAACUGUCAAAUCAGCUAUUACUGCCAAAGGAGGUUUUGUUUCUUUCCUCUAGAAAUGUUUUCUUUUUAUGGAAGAUUUAUUUAUUAAAGUUAUUUGCAUUUCAAGUUAAGCCUCACCAUCCAAACAAUUUACAUGUAGCGUUAAAUAUGUCAUUGCUUUAGUCCUUUAGCUCUUUUAUUUCCCCCAAUUUGCUCAUCACCGCCAUCUACAGUAUGUUUGGUUGCCGCAUUAUUUUGGGAAUAACAUAAAAAUGCCAUAUAUUUUUAAAUUGUCAUUUUAUUUAACUAAUGUCAGUGUAUUAUUACUAUAUGAAAGGAUCUAAAUUAAGGCUACUUUGAACUCUAAAAUUGUUUACAAUUGAUUUUUAAUUCACAUAACAAGGUAAAAAUGGCAUCAGACAUAUCUUAAAGGAAUAUUGCUUUCUACAGCAUGGAUUAUGGCAGCCAUGAAUAGAACCAGGAUUACUUAAAAAAAUCAUUUUAAAACAUUUGUUUUCUUAAUUAGUUCUGCAACCUUUUUUUUUCCUGCCACUACUGUCAUCUUUUUGCGGCAUUAUGCUGCCUGUGUGAUUAGAAUUUCCAAUUGCUUUUAGUAAUUUCAAUAUGGUGGGAACAUGAGUAGGAAUCUCCCAUCUAAAUCACUAGGAUCAUUAUUGGGCAAGUUGGCAAACGUCCCAACAUUAGUGACCCUACAUUGGGACAAAGGGGUGAAGCUGUGGCAUGCAAGGGACAUGUCUGUGUAUUAGUGAACGUUAUUACACCACCGGAGAGUGUCCUUAGCACUUCUGAGGUGUUGGCAGUCGCCCUAACUACAGAAACCCCACUUUAUUGUUGCACAUACUGUAGUGGAGACACCUGUCUUCACUGCAUGCGUCAGGGGAAUACCUUCCAAUCACCCCCACAUAUCAGGAUGAACGUUCCAAUGGUGGAACAGUCCUAACAUCAGGACUGUGUAGCUGAAAUCAGCAUGUUUGGGAGGUAUAAAGUUGAUAAUUACAGUUAGAAGAUAGCCACUUUUGUGUACUUGCCUACUAUCCCAGAAGGCUUUGCGCAUCAUUAUGGCACCGUGGCAGACUCCCGGAGGGGUGGUCUCAGAACUCACCAAGUAUGCACUAUUGCACUGUGUGUGCCUUCCAAACUAACAGGCCCCAGCAUCUACUGGCUGAGCUGCAGAAUUGCUGUGAAAGUAGCUAGGUUAUGUCCUUUUUUAGCCAAGCAAAACUGAUCUGGCAGCAAAACAAAGCUAUGGCUGCAUUGCUCACUGAAAAUUAUAUUUUAAGAGUCAGUACAUUUUGCUUUGUAACUGCUUGGUUACAUGAGCAGUAUCCACAGUUACAUAAAGUUUUGGGUUGCUGAUUAACUGAAUGUUGUAAUUGAAAUGCAAUAUAUACUAAUACAGACCUAUAAUAAGUGUAGUUUCUAUUCUAAAAAAGGAGCUCUGACAUUAAGUGGUUAGCUACACGUAGAGUAGUGCACUUUAUUUGUUAUAGGGGCACGAUCAUACAAAUGUGCAUGAUUUAUAUUUGUAUAUAGUUUAAAUAAGUACAAAUUGCUCUUAGUUGUUUUAUGUUAGAAAAUAUUUUGCAAAAGUCAAAAUUUGUACUGCAAAAACUAUCCCCACACUUUCACUCCAGAUGUUCUCAAUGUGGCUUGUCACUUUUUACUGAGCUGCAAACAGUAGGUACUAAGUUAUCGCUAAUUAAGUUGCAGUGUUGUUUAUAGCUCAGGUAGGCGUAGGCUGGAUGAGGGAAUGGGUGUAAAAGAUGAGAACUAGCUUCUAAGCAUGUUUUUUUGCAGAUAAUGGAAACUGCAAUGUUUUCAAAUCAAAGAAACAAAGAAAUGUAAUUUCUUUAAUGUUAAGUACCAUAUAUUUACAUGAUCGUGUCCCUUUAAUGAUGUUUCCAGUAGUGAAAUUUGUGUGUUUCCUAUAUACUAUGGUACACUGCAGUACAUUAAUGGGCUUAUACAAGGCAUUAUGUCUGUAGAUCCUGAAGUAUGUAAGCCUUGAACAUUAUAGAUAUCUUAAAAUAAAUUAUAUAUUUGCUCCACAGUUCCCAUACAGUAUACGGAUUCUGAAAGCAGACUGUAUGUAAUUUCCAAGGAUUGGGACAGAGACAUUCUGCACUAGAACGGAAAUUUGUUAAAUCUUAAUUGUUAAUAAAAAAAAAACCCCAAUGUCUUCUGUUCUCAUAUUUGUAGCAUGUAGAAAAACAAUUGUGCAAUGGGACAGACUGGAUGAGCUCAAGGGAUAUAUUCAUGUGGAUAAUGGUUGUCCUCUUUGUACUGCAAUGGUUACAAAUUGGACAAUAACUACUGAUUCCACUAAUAUGGAGCCCCUGUUAGAGUCUUAUCCUAAUAGAAGCCCUUACUUAUUUUACUCUGAAGCAUACUAUUUUUAUUUCCAAAACUAGUGUACAUAUAUAUUUUUUUAAGAAAAAGAAACAUAUUUUUGUUAAGUCUUUAGUUAUGCUCUUCUUAGUCUUAGGGUCUAAAUAGCUUUCAUUUAUGAAAGACUAAGGUCUUACUAAAGAUGACUUUAGCCCUCGGUAACUAUAUUUCAGCCUAACUCCAUCUUUAACACACAUGGAAUGUAGUCACGUAUGGUAGAAAAUUAACCAAAAAUGUAAAAAAGCAAUAAGGUCUUGGAAGAGGAACUAAAUCAUUAAGUCCAUGUACUUGGGUGAAUUAAUCUUCUACAUUAAAAUUAUUGCUAGGCAUAAUACUAGGAAAUCAGUAGUUUAUGGAGUAUACUGAUUAUAUAUUUUCUGUUCUUAGCUAUAGAAAAUUUUAAGAACAACAUGUUAACGACCAACCUUUUAUUCUGUAACCUGUUAUAAGAUCCAUUUGGUUGAAGAAAUAAUGAAACAACACCGAUGAGUUGGUGCACGACUGAUCACCACUUAAAAUGUUCUUGUAUCUUUUUUUUACUAAUGGUAACCACAGGUAAAUCAGGGGCUGUGGAUUCAAUAUAUGUGCAUGCUAUCUAUGUACAAUAUACUGUAGUAGCCAAAGGUUGCAUUGUUUCUGAGGUCCUGGUAACAGAUAACCAGUGGCAUGCAGUAGUGAAGACAGCACUAUAUCUAUACGUACCACACAGCCCCUACCAUGCAUGUACUAAUGUUGUCAUGGUGUUGGCAUUGUAAGCAUAACAAACUAGAAAUGUAAUGGACCUUGUUUUAGCUGUGUAGAAGAAAUGCUGCUUCCAGUUCCUACCAGUGUGCAUCUCAAUGUUUAUGUUGCUUUUGAUUGUCCCAAGAAUUCAUUAUGUGUAUUACAUUUGUGUUUUAUUGUAACUUUUGUUUAAUUAUUUUCAAUAUUGUGAAAAGAGUGUUGAGUUUAGAAGAUAUGGAAACACUGUUCUAAACUCAGAUCAAUGUGUUCUAGUUUUAUUUGUUUGCUAUGGUAAAUGUAGAAAGCUUGGUAUGGUUGGUAAUCAUUUUGAUUGCAUUUUUCUAUAGAUCUCACAUACUGUGUUCAGAUGUAAGUAUGUACCUGAAAUGUAACCACAACACAGAUAAGUGGCACCACAGCUCUGCCAUAGCAACACUAUGGGCCUGGUUUAGCUUUGUAUAUAAAGAUGCCUGGAUGUAUUGUAUAUGGCAAAGAUGCAUCUGCACACUUGCAUUUCCAUAUCCAUAGUUUGAGUUGCAUGCAUCAUAAAAUGUGUGCACCCUUAAAUUUAGCAUAUAGGUGUGUCCAUCCCAUUGUUGGGACAUUCAUCAUCAUCAUCUUUUCCAGAACUAGCAGCAGCUUGUUUGUGUAGUCCUUGGAAUAUUUUAUGUCUUGUAACUAAUAUAUAUCAAGAUCUAUGUGACUCAAAAUAGACGCAUCCCAACGUUCUUCUUGUACUGCAUCUGCAAGUUGUCUCUCCAGAGCCACCUGGCCAAGCACAAGAAGCCAAGGGCGCAAUAUAUGCUUAUUUAUGGCGUGCAAAUGCAUUUAUGCUAACACUGAAUCAGGCCUAAAAAAUGUACCACCAUCUGCAUUACUUGUCAUAGGUUGGAGGUCAAGCUGUUGGGUUAAAUAUAGCUAUACUCCAUGCAAAGCGAAACUGCAUAACUUAUAUUUAGCUCCCCAGAAAAUAUCAUGAUUAAAUUUGUAUAGAUGGUUCAGGCGGAAUGAUAAACCUGUGUGUAAGCAGGGUCUGCCUUUGAUUAUUGGAGUCAUGUUGUGGUAACAUAAAGGUCAUAGUUAUCCUACUAGUUUCUAUAUAUGUAGCUCAUUCACAUUAUGUUGCAGAUGAUAUUAAUAUGUAAUAAAUACUCUGGGAAGAGGAUUAUUAGUCUCUCUAUGUUUCAGUACUUUUACUGACGUUGCAGUGCAUACUUGCCAUUAGCAGAUGUUUAACAGUCUCUCACUUGCCCUGCUCUCUCUGUCCAAGGCUGUAGCCCAUGUUUACGACAUUUGUGAGGGACUGGGAUCUUGGUGGCUUGCUCAUAUCAGUGUAUGAUAACUUGCAAGAGUUAUUUAUCCUUCAAUGAUUUCCAUAUCAGAGUAUUCUUUAUUUUGUUACAUUUUAUACAGCUAAAGAUUUGUAAAUUAUGCUGCUAAACUGCCAAUAUAAUUUGAAUUUAUAUUGAUAUAUAUUUUCUAUGUACAGCUGGGAAAAGCUGCAUACAAUUAUGAAUAUAUGAAGUGCAUGACUUUGUUGUGCAAAUGCAAGGCAGCCAUCUUGUUCAGGAAACACCCUGGGUAUUAUCUCAUUAAUAUUAUCUCCAGGGAAUGAAAAAUACAUGUAAAGUUUUCUUUCCAUCUUAUUCUCCACUGCAAAUGAUACGCCUAAUGGAAGUAACAGCUGAAUGCAAAGCUUAGUAAAAUUCUUCAGUAGAUCACAUGUUCAUGGUAACAUUUCAUUUAUUUAUAUUUUUCAGAAAAUUUUUGUAUGCUUUUAAUAUAAUAAGGAAUUAUAUAUUUCUAGUCUAACUUUAAUGAUUUCAAAAUGAAAAGAAGAAAUAAAAUAGGACAUUAAACAUGAAUAAAACACCAAUAGCAAGAUUGUUUAUUGUCCACUGAGAAAGUCAUUGUUUUGCCAAAGAACAUUGGGGGAGAUGAAAGAAGAGGUGGUAAGAGACAAAUGCACUAUAACCAGCGCUAUUUGAAACAACCAAUUUCAGCAUGUAUGAAAGCAGAUAAUAUAGAAAAAAGUCACUUUUUCUCUACGGCAGUGGAUCUCAAACUGUGUGCCUAGGCACCCUGGGGUGCCUUGGGACACAUGCAAGGGUGCCCUCGGUUGGGGGUCUAGGACGAAUUCAAAAUAGUUAUGGUCAAUGUAAUAGGCAAAACCAGUGCUAGUGGCUGCCAAUCAUAAACUACGUGGACAAAUCUUGUCCCUCAACACACAAUUGAACCUAAGGGUGACAUAUAAACACAAUGUAAAAUCUCUCAAUAAAAAACUUUUGGCCUCGGGGUGCCGUGAAAAGAAUUCUUAUACACUAGGGCAGGCAUGUCCAAACUUCGGCCCUCCAGCGGUUGCUUUAGCAUUCUCUGACAGUAAAACUGUGUCAGGGCAUGCUGGGAUAUGUAGUUUCACAACAGCUGGAGGGCCGCAGUUUGGACAUGCCUGCGCUAGGGUUCCUUAACUCAAAAAGGUUUAGGAUCCACUGCUCUAUGGAGUCUGCAAACAUCUAACGGUUCGCUGUCGCCAAUACAUUCAGAUGUAUUAAAAAACAAUAAGUGCCCUUUUUUUCUUAUAAUUUUUUCACAUAUUGGUAGGGAUUACCUGCCAGUGUUUGUACUAACCUGUGGCGUCUGCUUGUGGGCCGCCUGCACAUGGAAGAACUCGCAACAUUUGCUAGAUAUUGUGCAUUCGCAUUGGGGUCGGACGGGAGGCAAGACACAGCUGGUGUGAUGUGUCUUUUGCAGGGUUCAUCUGAGGGGUUAGUUUUCUCUCUCCCACUAUAGCAGCCAAGAUAUUAAUACAUCUUGGCGGUACAGCUUCUUCCUUCACCUCUCUAAGAGGCAAAGCAGUAAGAGCUAUAGUUGUACAAUAAGUUCCGCUAUAGUACAUCUGCCCCACUGUCACUAGGAAAAGGUCUAUUAGUGGGACAAGUGGAGGUGUUGGCCACAGCAUCCAAUCAAGUUCUAGCUAUCAUUUUAUAGAAUGUACUUAAUAAAUGUUAGCUAUAAGGUUUUACAAAUCUCCCCCUAAGUGUUAAAUAUGAGCGCUGUUAACUCCUUGCCACUUCUAUACCUGUCUGGUGUUAGGUCCCAUGCCAGAUAAUUACAUAGAUAAAUCAGGUUCAUUAUCUUCCUGGUAGGAGAAAUACAGUAUAUUGCUAUCUGACUGGAAAAUAUUUAAUUCCUGAUGAAUAAUUAACAGACAGUAUUAAAGCAAAUUUCUAGUAGGAUUAUAUUAUGUUGUUGUACACACUGUUGUUGCAAUUGCAUGUUUAUGUGAUGGAAAUCCAGAAAUCAGUACAGUAUAAAUCUUUUACCUCCUUUUAGUGUGAUCUUGACCACAAUAAAAUGCACGUGAAAACAAAGCCUUUUAAGAAAUAAAGUGAAAUGCAAAUAUAAUACCUUGUGGAAACACCUUUCGCUAUUAUUAUAACAGGGUGUAUUUUUGAGUCUGUGGACGUUGCACACCUUUGCAUCCCGCUGUUCUCUAAAAAAAAGUUCGAAGUUACGAGGGGAUCUCUUGAGCACAGUACAACACUAUUUGGGUCACUCCAGAGGAAGUCAGUGAAUAAGUUCUUCCUUCCUUUUCAUGUUUUUUUUUUU
This is a messenger RNA of Pseudophryne corroboree (corroboree frog), 8713 nucleotides long. RefSeq names its product BCL2 apoptosis regulator (gene BCL2). Gene Ontology annotation, cellular component: mitochondrial outer membrane. The record is from RefSeq and is a predicted model, not a curated record. NCBI's taxonomy places the organism in Eukaryota, Metazoa, Chordata, Amphibia, Anura, Myobatrachidae. The transcript has 3 exons. Gene Ontology annotation, molecular function: protein heterodimerization activity; protein homodimerization activity. The coding region runs from base 1023 to 1919 and encodes 298 amino acids. Gene Ontology annotation, biological process: intrinsic apoptotic signaling pathway in response to DNA damage; extrinsic apoptotic signaling pathway in absence of ligand; negative regulation of intrinsic apoptotic signaling pathway.